Penicillium crustosum is the source of this 293-nucleotide messenger RNA. It is a transcript of the gene tim9, whose product is annotated as protein transporter TIM9. The record is from RefSeq and is a predicted model, not a curated record. Lineage: Eukaryota; Fungi; Ascomycota; Eurotiomycetes; Eurotiales; Aspergillaceae. The transcript is spliced from 3 exons. The coding region runs from base 1 to 273 and encodes 90 amino acids.
AUGGACGGACUUAACGCAUCGGAACAGCGCGAGUUCGCUUCCCGCAUGGAGCGGAAGCAGAUGAAGGAGUUCAUGACCAUGUACUCCAAGAUGGUUCAGCGCUGCUUCGAUGACUGUGUCAACGACUUCACCACCAAGUCCCUCAUCAACCGCGAGGAGACUUGCAUUAUGCGCUGUGUUGACAAGAACCUCAAGAGCUCCGCCCGGUUGAACGAGCGCUUCCAGGAGCAGAACGCCGCCAUGAUGCAGAGUGGCUCCAUGGGAGGCAACUAAGCGUCUACUUUUGAUAAUAA